Messenger RNA from Lathyrus oleraceus (garden pea), 729 nucleotides. RefSeq lists its product as uncharacterized. The transcript has 2 exons. Gene Ontology annotation, molecular function: nucleic acid binding. Bases 1 to 729 code for a protein of 242 amino acids. Lineage: Eukaryota; Viridiplantae; Streptophyta; Magnoliopsida; Fabales; Fabaceae. The record is from RefSeq and is a predicted model, not a curated record.
AUGACUGUUACUUUUGGGCCAAUUUUCAAGCUUCUUCGCAAAGAUCAAGGUUGUGUGUGGGCUGAAGAUUGCCAUAAAGCUUUUGAUAGUAUCAAAGAGUACCUGUUGGAGACUCCUAUUCUGAUUCCUCCAAUGCAAGGAAUACAUUUGGUUAUGUAUUUGACGAUACUAGAAGAUUCCAUGGGUUGUGUUCUCAGUCAACAAUGUGAAACUGGAAGAAAGGAGGAUGCCAUUUACUAUUCGGGUAAGAAAUUCACAGAUUAUGAGUCUCGAUACUCUAUGCUCGAAAAUACUUAUGUUUUAGCUUGGAUGUUGUUGUCAGAAUACGAUAUUGAGUACCAUACCAAAAAGGGAAUAAAAGGAAGUAUCUUGGAUGACCAUUUAGCUCACCAGCCAAUGGACGACUAUCAAUCCAUUCAAUUUGACUUCCCUACGGAUGUAAUGUACUUAAAAGCGAAAGAUUAUGAUGAACCGUCGCCAAGUGAAGGGCCAUAUCCAGAAUCCCGUAGGGGCUUGAUAUUUGAUGGAGAUGUUAAUGCUUUUGGAAAUGGAAUUGGGGCAUUCAUUGUCACUCCUCAAGGUUAUCAUAUGCCAUUUACUACAAGAUUAACAUUCACUUGUACGAACAACGUGGAAGAGUAUGAAGCAUGCAUGAUGGGUCUUGAAGAGGCUAUCGACUUGAGAAUCAAAAAUUAUGGAUGUAUAUGGAGAUUCAGCUUUGGUGAUUAA